Messenger RNA from Bactrocera oleae (olive fruit fly), 2907 nucleotides. Its product is annotated as large ribosomal subunit protein mL63. Gene Ontology annotation, cellular component: mitochondrial ribosome. Gene Ontology annotation, biological process: mitochondrial translation. Gene Ontology annotation, molecular function: structural constituent of ribosome. Lineage: Eukaryota; Metazoa; Arthropoda; Insecta; Diptera; Tephritidae. The record is from RefSeq and is a predicted model, not a curated record.
AAACCUGCUAUGCGUACGCCAUUAACGUUCACAACUCCGGCAUAGCCUAGGUAGUAUAUAUUAGGCGCCACCCAACCGCCGUACGGAAGUUCUUGUAGGUAAUUGGAGGCCUCAUGAUUACCGCCUAUAAAUAUUGUAAGUAUAGGCGCUACUAGCUCGCCGCUGUAGUAUCUAAAAAUAAGAAUUAUAGAAUGUUAUGUUGCAAAUUUUGCGCGGUUAUGACUAACUUGUAAAAGGUACACAUAUCCAAGUACUUUUGCGGCACAGCCAUCGUCUGCAGAUCAUCGAGAUUGCGUGUAGCCUGAAAAUCACCACAGCAAAGCAACAAGUCUACUUUAAAGCCCUCUUCAUUUUCAAUGCUUUGAAUGGUUUCAUAGAUCUUUUCCAGCUCGCCAUGAGCACAGCCUUCCACUGCAACUUUCAUUUUUUCAACGUAUUAAGUAGACUUUUACUCAUUAAUUAAUGUUAUCUUUACGUGCUAUUUUUUACAAAAUAUAUAAACAAUAGUUGUUUACACUUCACCGGCCCUUUCUUUUCAGCACAUUCGAAAAGAUUCAAUUAUUCUUGCCAGAUUGCACACUUCGUUUUUCUAUUAAGUUCACAAUAAACAUUAAUUCAAAGCAGGUAUUUUUAUUCACAGCAGUUGUAAGAAGCGAAAUAUCUGUACGCAGCUUAUGUUGAACAUGCUUAUCGAAAUAUCUGAACGCGGCUAUAUUGAGCAUGCUACAUAUCAUAUGUUUGAGGGAAGCCGGUUGCAUCGAUGUGAACACAAUUAUAAUUUAAUAUUGCUAAAAUAUAAUUAAAAUUAAAUUUGUUGAAAACAUGAACUUUGCACGUCUUGUGUUUGCUAGAAGUGCUGGUGGCACAGCUUUGACACAGAGAGCAACAAGCGUCCUAUAUCGUCAAAUUAGCAUUGGUAACACACACUGUGCCGUACAGAAACCUCUGACGCAAUUUGAUCCAAAGCUGAAACGAUUCGAUCUAAAGUUUCCAACACCAUUGGCGCAUUGCCGUAAAGUCGCACAACAGGCCAGCGUUGGUGCUUCGGUUGCACAGGUUUUAAAGAAACGCACCGUACGCAAAAAAUGGGACGACCAUGGUUUUGAGAAUCUGUCUGCGGAAGGAUUUUUCAAUGUAUCAGCUUUUACGACUGCCGAAGAAUAUGAUAUGGAAGCAUUAAUGAAAGGCUUAAACGAACAAAAUUUGUACACUGUUAAAAAAUACUUUUCUACAGAUAAUCUCGGUGUAGAACAAAAUGUGCUUUAUGCUACAGCGAAGUAUCCUGUGGGCAAAGAAACACGUGAUAUUAUAUUCUUCCGUGAAGGUUCAGUAGCGUUGUGGAAUUUCAACGAAAUCGAAACAAAUAAUUUGCUGUCAUUUUUGCGUCCAUACGAGAAGGAUCCAUACUUAAGUCCGUUAGUGCGUGGCGAAAGCGAGGUGAUGCCCUACAUGUACAUUCCAUCAUCUGCCGUUGAUGUUGAAGGUGAUUUGGUGUCCACAUCAGAUACAGAAGUGGCACGUGCUUUCUUCCAUAAUGGAAAGUUUUUUCUUGCCUCUGAUGGUGAUAAUUUUUUGCAAAAAUACACAUUCUCCGAUGCAAUGGCAACUUCAAUAAAGCUGGGCAUGUGGGAGGCUAUGCUCGACCGAUAUGUGGACUCCAUUGAAUAUCUCACAGACGAUCUAAAACGGGGGCGACGCAUACGAAUGUCAAGAGCUGAGGUAUUACGAAAAACUGGCGAAUUAUUCGCUUUGAGACACGAGAUAAACUUGGCAUCCGAUUUGCUAGACACGCCAGAUUUUUAUUGGGAUCGCGAAGAGUUGGAAGCCUUAUACUUGCAAGUUUGCUCUUAUUUCAGUAUUUCACGACGUACAAAGGUGAUGAAUGAGAAGAUAAAUCAUUGUGUAGAAUUGGCAGAAUUGAUAUCGCACAAUUUGGAUGAGGCGCAUCACACUCGCCUGGAAUGGAUGAUUAUUAUAUUGAUUAUGGUAGAAGUAGGUUUUGAAAUUGUGCAUUACAUGGACCGUUUUUAUAACAAAGAUGAAGAGCGUACAACUUUGGCACAUUGAUAAAAGCAAAUACCAGAAAACGCAUUUAAAAUCAAAACCAAAACAACUGUUGAUUACGCUUUGCUAGGCAAAUAAAGUUUAGUGUUCUGUUUUACAAAAUUGUUUUGUCCAACACCUGUACCGUGUGAUAUUUUUUAGAGUUUCUAACUAAUUAUCUGCAAAUAUUGUUAGUAAGUUUGUAUAAAAUAAAAACACAAUUUUCGAUACUUGGCUCUCGUUUCUUCAUUCACAAUACAAUUAGUUACGCAAUUGAACACACUUCUCUUAAGUCAACAGCGUGCAGUAUGUUUAAUGAUACAUGAGAAUCAGCUGUUUUAAUUUUCGGCUCGUGCAAGUGCGACAGCUUAAAAAUAAAAUAUAAUAAUAUAGCGUUCUGAAAUACUUAUAAAAAUGCAAUUAACAUUAAUUAACUUCUUCAAGAAAACCGUGCCAGGACAUAUUUUUCGAGGCAAGCGCCGACUCAUAAAACCGGUGAGUAAACGCGCAAUUGAAACACUUCGUCGUGAUUACGAAAGGCAGGAGCAAAAUAUGUUAUGGUUGCGACACCCAUAUUUAACAGUGGAGGAGUCAACGGGUCAUGCCAAAGAGUUGGGAAAGACCGAAGCUAAGUUGGCGAUGUGGAACGACCGACGCACACUAACCAAAAUGAAACCGCACAUAACCAUUGAGGAGCGACUUGCACAUUUAAAAGUAAAAGAGGCCUGGGAAUAAAAUUAUGCAUUAUUUACUAUUAAUUACUAUAUUAAAUAAAAUAUUAUAUUCAAAAAAUUUAUCUGAUAAAUGAGCCAACUUUUAAUAUCGUUUGACGUUUGCAAGUAAAUUAACUAGGCACACCGUGAA